Molecule: messenger RNA, 255 nt
Organism: Wallemia ichthyophaga EXF-994
Lineage: Eukaryota; Fungi; Basidiomycota; Wallemiomycetes; Wallemiales; Wallemiaceae
Product: LYR motif-containing protein 5A
Exons: 3
Coding region: 1-255 (84 amino acids)
Biological process (GO): respiratory electron transport chain
Cellular component (GO): mitochondrion
Source: RefSeq, a predicted model, not a curated record
AUGACGAAUCAGAAUCAGCGGCAUGCUGCAAUCAGGCUGUACAAAGAGCUGCAUAGGAUUGGUAGAGACUAUCCGAAUCCGAGGUAUGAAUUCCAUCACAAAUUGAGAGGGAUGUUUGAGAAAAACAGACACCUUACAGACCCACAGCAGAUAUCGGACAAAUUGAAAUUCCUGGAGUACAUCAAGAAGGAAACGCUGUCGCUGAUAUCGCUAGCCAAGUACAGAGAGAUGAAGCGGAGGUAUGGAUCUAGUUGA